UUUCGCACGUUACUAUUUUUACGAAACAAAUUCUUCGAUACUCAAUUAGGGCUGCAAAUAAAGCAGCUUCAACAUCCAUGGAUGUACCGAAAGGCUUUCUUGCUGUCUAUGUUGGAGAGAGCCAAAAGAAGAGAUUUCUGGUUCCAGUUUCCUAUUUAAGGAACCCUUCAUUUCAGGCUUUGCUUAGUAAAGCUGAAGAAGAGUUUGGCUUUGAUCAUCCAAUGGGUGGUUUGACAAUUCCCUGUAACGAAGAAACUUUCUUCAACAUCACCUCUCAUUUGAGAAGAUCAUGAACGAAUGCAUUUAGAUUUCUCAGAGAAUAGAUUUUCAUAGCUGAUUGUAAAGUUUUAGGCUCUAUAGAAUCAUACUUAAUUCAUAAACAGGCUUUUUUCUUAUGUAUCCCCUCUAAUUUUGUU
This is a messenger RNA of Carica papaya (papaya), 416 nucleotides long. Lineage: Eukaryota; Viridiplantae; Streptophyta; Magnoliopsida; Brassicales; Caricaceae. The record is from RefSeq and is a predicted model, not a curated record.